Molecule: messenger RNA, 1419 nt
Organism: Mizuhopecten yessoensis (Yesso scallop)
Lineage: Eukaryota; Metazoa; Mollusca; Bivalvia; Pectinida; Pectinidae
Exons: 1
Coding region: 1-1419 (472 amino acids)
Source: RefSeq, a predicted model, not a curated record
AUGGAGUUACCCAGCAGAAGCAAUACCCAGAAAGACAGCCGUCCUACCAUGGAGAUGGAGUUACCCAGCGGCAGCAACAAUAACAACAAUACCCGAAAAGGCAGCCGUCCGACCAUGAAGAUGGAGUUACCAAGCAGCUGCAAUAACCGAAAAGGCAGCCGUCCUACCAUGAAGAUGGAGUUACCCAGCAGCAGCAAUACCCAGGAAAGCAGCCGUCCUACCAUGGAGAUGGAGUUACCCAGCAACAGCAACAAAAACAACAAUACCCGAAAAGGCAGCCGUCCGACCAUGAAGAUGAAGUUACCGGGCAGCAGCAGUAGCAGCAGCAGCAGCAGCAGCAGCAGCAAUACCCGGAAAGUCAGCCGUCCUACCAUGGAGAUGGAGUUACUCAGCAGCAGCAGCAACAACAACAAAACCCGAAAAGGCAGCCGUCCGACCAUAAAGAUGGAGUUACCCAGCAGCAGCAAUACCCGGAAAGGCCCCCGUCCUACCAUGAAGAUGGAGUUACCCAACAGCAGCAAUACCCGGAAAGGCAGCCGUCCUACCAUGAAGAUGGAGUUACACAACAGCAGUAAUACCCGAAAAGGCAGCCGUCCGACCAUGAAGAUGGAGUUACCCAGCAGCAGCAGCAGCAGCAGCAAUACCCGGAAAGGCACCCGUUCUACCAUGAAGAUGGAGUUACCCAGCAGCAGCAAUACCCGGAAAGGCCCCCGUCCUACCAUGAAGAUGGAGUUACCCAACAGCAGCAAUACCCGGAAAGGCAGCCGUCCUACCAUGAAGAUGGAGGUACCCAGCAGCAGCAAUACCCGGAAAGGCCCCCGUCCUACAAUGAAGAUGGAGUUACCCAACAGCAGCAAUACCCGGAAAGGCAACCGUCCUACCAUGAAGAUGGAGUUACCCAGCAGCAGCAAUACCCGGAAAGGCAACCGUCCUACCAUGAAGAUAGAGUUACCCAGAAGCAGCAGCAGCAAUUCCCGGAAAGACACCCGUCCUACCAUGAAGAUGGAGUUACCCAGCAGCAGCAAUACCCGGAAAGGCAGCCGUCCUACCAUGAAGAUGGAGUUACCCAACAGCAGCAGCAGCAGCAGCAAUACCCGAAAAGGCAACCGUCCGACCAUGAAGAUGGAGUUACCCAGCAGCAGCAGCAGCAAUACCCGGAAAUGCACCCGUCCUACCAUGAAGAUUGAGUUACCCAGCAGCAGCAAUACCCGGAAAGGCACCCGUCCUACCAGGAAGAUGGAGUUACCCAGCAGCAGCAGCAGCAGCAGCAAUACCCAGAAAGGCAGCCGUCCUACCAUGAAGAUGGAGUUACCCAGCAGCAGCCCUCAACACCCCUUCACUGCAAAUGUGUCGGGACCGACGUCUUGUGGGAAGACUUACUUUGUAAAGACUUUACUACAAAACUGUUUGACAAAAUAA